Molecule: messenger RNA, 1177 nt
Organism: Talpa occidentalis (Iberian mole)
Lineage: Eukaryota; Metazoa; Chordata; Mammalia; Eulipotyphla; Talpidae
Gene: MS4A6A
Product: membrane spanning 4-domains A6A
Exons: 7
Coding region: 310-1053 (247 amino acids)
Biological process (GO): cell surface receptor signaling pathway
Cellular component (GO): trans-Golgi network; plasma membrane
Source: RefSeq, a predicted model, not a curated record
UUUCAGUGACUCCAUCGUCUUCCAAUCACUAGUUGGUUUAGUUGUGAUUUUUCUGAAGAUGUUAGGAGUUUAGAAAAAAAGGAAGUGCAGGCAUAUUUCACAAAUCAACAGUCUGUUAAGUAUCACAUCCUGUACAGCCACAAACACUGAGCUAAGGAGGAGCUCAUGACUUUCAGAAGAUGAAAACAAGUAGCAAAUUCUGACGGGACUGUAUGAGAACCUAGAAUUAAAAUCUCCUGGGAGUUUCUGAGCGCUCAGCUGGAACCAACAGGCAGCUCCAUCCAAGGCCACAGCAUUGGCAACACCACCAUGAUCUCACAACCCAUGGCCAAUGAGAACUUUGUCAUUCUCACACCCAGUGGCCUCAAGAUCCUUCAAACAGAGAAACCCAAGGCCACCAGCCACAGUCAAGACAAUGUGGCGAAACACCGAAAGGCAGACUUCAAGGUUCUGGGGACUAUCCAGAUCCUGUGUGGGGCGAUGGUAUUGUGUUUGGGAAUCACUUUGAGAUCUGCUUCCUUCUCUCCAUAUUUUACCAAAGUGUUUUCCUCCCUGUUGACGGCAGCCUACCCGUCCAUUGGAGGCCUGUGUUUCAUCGUCGCCGGAUCUUUAUCAGUCAUCACAGAGAAAAAAUCAUCGAAAAUCUUGGUGUGGUGCUGUGUGGGUGCAAACAUUCUGAGCUCACUCUCGGCGCUCGUGGGUUUGAGUCUUCUCUCUGUCAACCUGUCUGACUUGAGCCAUCCCUUGAGGGGGUGUGAAUUGGCCACAGACGAUAGAGCACACGAAGAUCAUCAUUUGUAUUACGAGUCCAGCGUGUUUGACAACACAGACUGCUCGAUGGGCCAAACCUUGCUGACUGGGGUUCUGUCGAUGACCCUGAUUUGCACUGUGCUGGAGUUAUUCCUGGCUGUGCUCACUGCUGUGAUUUGGUGGAAACAGCAUCGCUCCAAUUUCCCUGGGAGUGUCAUUUUCCUGCCUAACAGUUACCAGACUUUAUCCGUUACAUCUCAAAAAGGAGCAAGGGACAGCACAUAUGAGGAACUCUUGACUUAAGAAAAAAAGGAAAAAUAUUCAUCAGAAAUUUGGUCUUAUAUGAAAAACAACCAGAGAAACCCAACCCGAGAAAGUUUGAGUUCACUUAAAUGUAGGCUUUUAUGUAAUGAACAUUAAAAUUUUA